Engraulis encrasicolus (European anchovy) is the source of this 5619-nucleotide messenger RNA. RefSeq names its product nuclear factor of activated T-cells, cytoplasmic 1-like. The transcript is spliced from 10 exons. Gene Ontology annotation, molecular function: RNA polymerase II cis-regulatory region sequence-specific DNA binding; DNA-binding transcription factor activity, RNA polymerase II-specific; transcription factor binding. Gene Ontology annotation, cellular component: transcription regulator complex. The coding region runs from base 361 to 3276 and encodes 971 amino acids. Gene Ontology annotation, biological process: regulation of transcription by RNA polymerase II; calcineurin-NFAT signaling cascade; cytokine production. Lineage: Eukaryota; Metazoa; Chordata; Actinopteri; Clupeiformes; Engraulidae. The record is from RefSeq and is a predicted model, not a curated record.
UCUCCUCUCCCAAGCAGUGCGUCACUCCAGAGCCCAGAGCGACCGUGAGUCCAAAAAUAAAACAGUUUAUUUUCGACAAAGAAUUUCACGGUUUGUGUCUUUGGUUUGCUUUACCCGGGAAAACUCUUAUCCUAUAUUUGUUGUGUCAUCUGUAAGUUACUGGAAUAAGUUAUAUAUUUUUUUUAACAUUUCAAAAUCUGAGUAAAAGCACGUCGUGAAAUUAACAACACAUUGGAGCGCUGUCAUUACACGGAUGUAGGAUAUUAUCGUGUCUGGAUAAAUUGGAGUGAACUUUUGCUGAGCAUUUGCAACGACUGCACGGGGGAAUCUCAAAGGAGCAUCCGCCGCCAGAUCACCAAUAUGAAAUCUGCCGAAGAAGAUGCAUACGGCUACCCCAGUGCCGGCCUGUCCCUGCCCGUCAGCAACCCUUACUUGUCCCCCCAGUACCACAGCAGUCCCCAGGGCGGCGGCCCAUCGCUCUCCGUCUCCAUCACCCCUCCGUCCAGCUACGCGGUUUCCCAGGGGGGGGACGGCAGCAGCAGCAAGUCUUCCUCCCUGGGCUUCUACACCUCGGCUGGGCUACGCUGCUCCAGCAGCACCACCCCUACCCUGGAGAGUCCCCGGAUCGAGAUCACCCCGUACAGCCACUUCCCGGAUGAGGAGGAGGAGGACGGAGAAGGCGGUGGAGGAGGAGGAGGAGGAGGUAGCGUGUCGCCGGUCGGGAAUCACCGGAUCCUGUCGGUGGCGACGCUGAACCUGCCAAACGCCGACGGCUACCGUGACCCCAGUUGCCUGAGCCCUGCGAGCAGCGUGUCGUCCCGCAGCUGCCACUCGGAGGCCUCGUCGUACGAGUCGGGCCUCUCGUGCACCUACGACACCUCGCCGCAGAACUCGCCCUGGCAGUCGCCGUGCGUCUCGCCCAAGGGCGGCGGCGGCUCCUCGUCCUCCAUCAUGCACUCCUCCUCCGUGCUGCUGGGCGGCGCCGUCUCUCCCCAGCCCUCGCCGUCCGUCUCGCCGCGCCUCGGCGACGACCCCUGGGUCACGUCCCGCCCGAGCUCCUCCCCGCAGCCCAGCUCCCCCUGUGGCGGCAAGCGGAAGUACAGCUUCGGCGGCGGCGGUGGCGGCGGUGGCGGUGCCUACAAAUUCCCAUACUCCCCAAGCCAGUCGCCCAACCCGUCCCCGCACACCUCCCCUCGCCUCAGCGUGGCCGAGGACACCUGGCUCAGCAACACCAACCAGUACACCAACUCCGCCAUCGUGGCGGCCAUCAACGCCCUCUCCACCGACGGCUCCAGCGACCUGGGGGACAACAACCUGCCCCUCAAGGCCCGGAGGACCGCUGGUGGCGGUGGCCUGGAGCUGCCCUGCCUGCCGCCGUCUUCUCUCAGCAUGAAGAUCGAGCCGCGGGGAGGGGAGGAGCUGGGCUCGGGCUCGGGCUCGGGAUCGGGCGGCGAGUACAACACCAGCGACUACGGCUCGCCGUCCCACAUGAUGGGCUUCAAGAAGGAAGGGUACAGCGGCAGCUUCCUGGACGUGCCACAGCACAGCUACUCCUGGUCCAAGCCGAAGUACAUCAGAGACAAACAUCUUCUGUCAUAUCUCUGUGUCUGCAGCCCUUCUCUGCCAGCUCUGGACUGGCAGCUGCCCUCCAGCUCGGGCCCGUACAGCCUCCAGAUCCAGGUGCAGCCCAAGUCGCACCACCGCGCCCACUACGAGACGGAGGGCAGCCGGGGAGCCGUCAAGGCCCUGGGUGGGGGACACCCAGUCGUGCAGCUGCACGGCUACGUGGAGAGCGAGCCCCUGACGCUGCAGCUGUUCAUCGGCACGGCGGACGACCGGAUGCUGCGGCCGCACGCGUUCUACCAGGUGCACCGCAUCACGGGCAAGACGGUGUCCACGCCCAGCCACGAGGUCCUGCAGAACGCCACCAAGCUGCUGGAGAUCCCCCUGCUGCCCGAGAGCAACAUGAAGGCCAUAAUUGACUGCGCCGGAAUUCUGAAGCUGCGGAACUCUGACAUCGAACUGCGGAAGGGGGAGACGGACAUCGGCCGGAAGAACACGCGCGUGCGGAUGGUGUUCCGCGUGCACAUCAGCCAGGCCAACGGACGCACCAUCUCCCUGCAGGCCGCCUCCAACCCCAUCGAGUGUUCCCAGCGCUCGGCCCAGGAGCUGCCCUUGGUGGACAAGCAGAGCCUGGCCAGCUGCUCGGCCGCGGGAGGGGAGAAGAUGCUCCUCACAGGACACAACUUCCAGAACGACUCCAAGGUCGUGUUCGUGGAGAACGCCCAAGAUGGCCACCAUAUUUGGGAAAUGGAAGGGAAAGUUGAAAAGGAAGCCACCAAGUCGACAGUGCUGUUGGUGGAGGUCCCGCCGUACAGAAGUCAGAAUCUUGCCAGCCCGGUGUCGGUCAGCUUCUACGUCUGCAACGGCAAGCGCAGAAGGAGCCAGUGCCAACGCUUCACCUAUCUGCCACCCAAAGUUCCGACUAUAAAAACCGAGCCGCAUGAUGACUAUGAGCUUCCUCCGCUGUGCUCCCAGCAUGCACCUGGCUUCAGCUUGCAUUCGAAGCCCAGUUACUACCCCCCGCAGGUGCUGUCCGGCCCGCCCAUGCCCAACGUUGACCCCAGGACCGGCACCCCAGGCCCCUCCUCCGCCCCGCCCCACUCGACCUUCGGUGGGCCCCAGAGACUCGGAGGGAAGCCCCCUUCAUCAUUGUCACCGCUGACCCCCUCCUCUCCGUCCGUCAGCUCUCCAGCCGGCAGCCCCAAACUGCACGACCUGUCGCCCACCAACACCACCACCACCACGGUGCACUACCCAGCCCAGGUGUCCGCCAUCCAGCUGACGGGCACCUGCUACCAGCAGCCGUCGGUCCUCUUCCACCACCCGCGGGUCAUCUCCUCCUCGUCUCCGCACCUCUCCACACCCCCACCAAACGUCACCGCCACCACCACCACUACAGCGGGCAACGGUGGACCACCACCAGGAGAGCGUCCCUUUGGCAGCCUCUCCCCAACGUCCCCAGUGUCCACGUCACAGCCGUCCAAGGGAGGGUCCUCCCCCAGGAGGAGUCCAGCCACCUUCCUGCCUCCUCCCUCCGCCCAGCAGCAGCCCAACUCCUCCCCCUCUCCCUCCCCCUCCUCCACCUCCUCCAACACCACCCUGGCCAUCAGUAUCAAGCAGGAGCCUCAGGAGCUCGACCAGAUGUACCUGGAUGAUGUUAAUGAAAUCAUCCGGAACGAUCUGUCGAGCAUCACAGUCCACAGCCACGCGUAGUGCUACAGAGGCCACAGAGGGACAAAAGGGGCCGCCAUGCGACGGACAAGAAUGGAACUCAAAAAUAAUAUUCCAGACCUCCACCAAGAAAGAAAACAAACCCACACAACACGAAAACCAAAAUCAAGUCUUUUUGUAUUUGUUUCAAACCAAAUUCAGACCUCCUAUGCAAUUCAAAGGAAGCAAUACUGGAACCUAUUGCCUUUAAGGAAACACGGGCCAAGAACUGAAUUUUAUGUCUUUGUCUUCUGUCUUUUUUUCCUUUCAUAACAUUUAAAUUAUUUUUCGAUUCAAAAUGUUUUUAAUACUGAAUAUAUUAUUAUUCAAAUAUCCAAAGAUGUACUCGUCCUGCUUUGCUGUAAAAAAAAAUUAAGUGCUUUUUAAAAAAAAAAAAAACUCAGCUGAUCAAGGUGUGUAAUUGUGGGUAAUAAUGCAUUUAUAAACUGUAUGUAUGAUGGAGAAUAUCUCCUUUUUUGACUUUAUGGCAUCAUGAAAUGUGCCAUCACACUAUUAGUGCAGAAAAAGACUUAAGGGCCGUACACACACAUCGCUGCUAUUUACUAGCUUCUCGCUUACUCGCCUACUCGCCUACGCGCCUCUCUUUCAUGGAACGUUCGCUGAAAGUUCCCGCGGCUUUAACUGCCAAUGAACAGUCGAGAAGUACCGAACUCUGCCUUCCAAUUGCUUACUCGCUUACUUGCCUCGCUCGAAGAUUAAAUAUUUUCGACUCGGGAUCUGCCAACAUUGCAUCGCUUGUACAGUACUCGCCUACUCGCCUGCUAGUCUCGGUGGAACACAUUGACAUUCUAUUGAGUUCAUUCGAGGAGCGAGUAACUAGCAGCGACGUGUGUGUACGGCCCUUUAGUAGAGUCCUUUGCUAGAGAACCUGUAGCACCUCAGCCUAUGUUCUUUUGCUCUGAUGCCAAAUACAGUGUUUGACUUAGUGUCAUCUCAUGACCCAUUCCAUUCUUUCUGUUGAACUUUCUUACUUUUCUCAUCGACUUACUUAAUCGUACAUAUCUAAAAAGAAUAAAACUGGAUUUUUGUUUUCCUUUUUUCUGUAAUUUUACAUUUACUUAAAAAGUAACCGUUUCUGUUGCAAUAGUAAUUUAUUGUUUCAUGUAAUCCUUUAGUUUUGUUUGUUUGUUUGUUUUGUUUCGUUUUGUUUGUUAAUUGACAAAGUGUUAUGGGAUCCAUUUGCAUGUGUGCUAAGCAUGCCAAGAGCAGGUGGACCUGCGGAUGUUGGUGAUGUGGAGAGGAUGUGAUUGCAAUGACAUGGCUAAUUGGUGGAAUGUUACUAAAUGUUAGUGAGUGACUGAAAAUGUCAGGUGUGCUCUUUGUGCAGGAGAUACAUAGAGGUCAGAGAAAUGUGUAUAAAGGUGUAAAGGUAUAUCACAAGUGUCUUUCUGAACUGCUGAAACUGUAGCGACUUGGAUUUUUUCCCUCUUCUUUGAAUUGUGCCUUAUAACCUUGGAGCCCGCAUUUCACAGUCUUAAGUGAAAGGCAAAGUAUACUUUAUUGGAAAUUCACUAUAGUGACAAUCAUGACAGUGGACUGAAAUGACCUGAAUUUGCACAAGGUAAACUACAACAUGACACACACACACACACACACACACACACACACACACACACACACACACACACACACACACACACACACACACACACACACACACACACACAUAUUUCUUAUUGGAAAUGUAAUUUCAAACAGCAACAGCAGUACAACAGAAUGAUUUCUUGUGCUAUACUUAACUUGAGGGAGGUGGUCCAGGCCAGGGCACUACAGGGUGACCUGCACAGCACAAGACAGGCAGAAAUAAAUCAGAGGUGCUCACAGAGGGACCUCUAGUGGCGUGCACUGGUAGUGCACCAAGCCAAAGGCUUUAGACUGGAAGCAAAUCGUCUCAGACUUAACAGGAAAAUGCAUGUUUUCUAUAUAGUUUCCAUAUGUCGUUUAUUGUUUCUCGUUUCCUUAUUACGAUCAGGAUAAAGCAUAUCAAGAGCAGUGCGAUCUCCUCUGCCACUGCCAACUUCUUCUGUUUUUCUAUAUGACUUAUUCGUUAUUCCGUAUAUGAAGCUCAUUUGUAAUGUGUAUGAUGACUGUUAUAUCUUUAUGACUUUGUUUUUACAGUUUUGUAUCUAUACUAUGCAUCUUUACAUAAAAGGACGUUAAGAAAGAACUCUUUUUUUUUUUUUUGCUCCUUUGUGAGUAUAGCAAUGUCUGUGGCCGCAGCAUCAUAGAAUGUAUAAAAUCAUAUCAGUGCUCUGAGGCGGCCCACAACACGUGUCUUCCUCUUGGUCAAAGUAGGCCAUUAAAAGAUAUAAUGCUCAAUUUAAA